This is a messenger RNA of Trypanosoma cruzi, 375 nucleotides long. RefSeq lists its product as uncharacterized. The transcript has a single exon. The record is from RefSeq and is a predicted model, not a curated record. Bases 1 to 375 code for a protein of 124 amino acids. NCBI's taxonomy places the organism in Eukaryota, Euglenozoa, Kinetoplastea, Trypanosomatida, Trypanosomatidae.
AUGCCAGGGCGUGAAGCGGUUCCACGCACGGGCAAUGCAAAUGAGCGGCGGAGGCCUGCGGGCGCCCCGUACGAUACGGCCUUGACUUCCUCCCGGCAGAAGGCGAUCGUUCAGAAGCCAAACCAGUCGAAGCAGCCGCAGGAACCUUUAGCGGUUGCCCCCGCCUGUGAAAUGUGUCUUGCGUUAUUGCAAUCCUCUCAGAAGGUUCGCAAUGCAUUGGAGGCUGUGCUGACGAAUGCCAGGAUGGUGUUUCUUGACGAUACAUUGCAUCACCAAAUGGACGAUGAGCGGUGGGUGCGGGUGCUGCGGGCGAUUGGCCAAGAUAAAUCGAUGUAUUACGCAAGGAACGUGACAAUGAAGGACCCUCCACAUUGA